Messenger RNA from Tetrahymena thermophila SB210, 3501 nucleotides. RefSeq names its product kinesin motor catalytic domain protein. NCBI's taxonomy places the organism in Eukaryota, Ciliophora, Oligohymenophorea, Hymenostomatida, Tetrahymenidae. Gene Ontology annotation, biological process: mitotic spindle organization; microtubule-based movement. The transcript has 14 exons. The record is from RefSeq and is a predicted model, not a curated record. Gene Ontology annotation, molecular function: ATP binding; microtubule motor activity; microtubule binding.
AUGAGUGUUCAAGUUGCUGUUAGAGUCAGACCUUUUAAUAAUAGAGAAAUUGAAUUAGGAUCUGAAUUAUGUGUUGCUAUGGAAGGCACCAAAACUACUUUAAUACAUUUUGAAGAUUCAAAAAAAAACAGAGAUUUCUUCUUCGACUUUUCUUUUUGGAGUCAUUCCGGAUUUGAAUAAGAUGAAACAGGCCUAUGUAAAGCUGUUGAUUAGAAAUAUUGCGACUAACGUAAAGUUUAUGAUUUAGUUGGUGCUUAAAUGCUUGAUAAUGCAUGGGAAGGUUAUCAUUGUUGUCUCUUGGCUUAUGGAUAGACAGGAGCUGGAAAAAGUUACUCAAUGGUAGGAUACAAACCAAAUAGAGGUAUUGUACCAAUUGCAUGCGAAGAAAUAUUUAAAAGAAUAAGCGCAAAUAAUAUACCUUCAACUGAAUAUGAAGUUUGCGUUUCGAUGCUUGAAAUAUAUAAUGAAAAAGUGCAAGAUCUUCUUAUUCCUUGUAACAAGAGACCUCAAGGUGGUCUACGUAUAAGAGAAAAUAAAACAAUAGGUUUUUAUGUUGAACAUUUAACAAAAUAUCCAGUUAAAAGUUAUGAAGCAAUAGAAUAGAGGAUGGAAGAGGGUUCAAAAAAUCGUACUAUAGCUUCAACUUAAAUGAAUGCUUCUUCAUCAAGAGCUCACACUAUUAUCACCGUAGAAUUUAGAAAAAGAGAAAUGGUAAAUGAUAAGAGAAUUGAAAAAUUUUCCAUGAUAAAUUUAGUUGAUUUGGCAGGUAGUGAAAAAGUGGGUAAAACAGGUGCAACAGGAGAUCGUCUCAAAGAAGCUGGUUAAAUAAAUAAGAGUUUACACAUACUUGGUUUGGUCAUUUCAACAUUAGCAGAACUGGAAAGUGGUAAAAAAAAUAUAAAAGUCCCCUAUAGAGAUUCUUGCUUAACUAAGAUUUUAUGUAAUGCACUGGGUGGUAAUAGCAAAACUCUAAUGAUUUGCGCAAUUUCUCCAUCCAAUGAUAAUUAUGAUGAAACUCUUUCUACUUUAAGAUAUGCUGAUCAGGCAAAGAAGAUCAAAAACAAAGCUAUUAUAAACGAGAGCGCUGUUGAUAAACUUAUUAGAGAGCUCACACAAGAGAAUUAGAAACUCAAGAGCACUAUCUAAGAACUUAGAAACAAGAUGUUACAAAACCCAAACAAUUUGAGUGCAAAGGAGGUUGAAGAACUUGAAGAUGAGUUACAAGCUAUGGACGAACUUAUGAAUGAUAUGAAAAUUACUCAUCAGUAAAGAGUAGAGGAAUAUGAAAAAGAAGAACACGAGUAAGAAGAAAAUGAAGAUGAUAUCAUAGAACAAAAAAUUCACUUAACUAAUCUAAAUGAAGAUCCAGUUCUUAAUAAUAAAAUAAAAUUCUCUUUAGACAAAGAAUAUAUUUAUGUUGGUCGUAAGAAUGCAACACCUCUACCAGAUAUUGUGCUUGGUAGUAUGGGAAUCAAAGAAAAGCAUGCUAUUUUUAUUAAAUCUAUUGAUAAAUUAUAUUUAGUACCUUAUGAGGAAAGCUGUAGUGAAUACAUUCAUCUGAAUGGUGAGAGAGUUAAUCAAUAAAUAGAACUAUACCAUAUGGAUAGAAUUGUUUUUGGUACUAAUUCUACAUUUUUAGUUAUAAUUCCUAAUGGAAAGUAGAGAGAAGGAGAUGUUCUACCAAAAGAAAUAGAUUGGGAAUUUGCUUAAGAAGAGAUUUCAAAAAAAUCAGAUAAAUUGAUAAAUAAGAAUGCAUAAAAUAAAGAGUUAGAGCUAAGAGAAGAAACUAUCAGGAAAUUGAAGGAGUUUGAGUAGUAAAGACUUUAAGAAAAAGAAGAAAAUGAAGUAAAGAUCAACGAAUAAAAACUGAUUUAUGAAUAGAAACUUGUUGAGUUGGAGGGAAAAAUGAAAGAAGAAUCAGAAAAGCAAAAAUUGGAAAAAGAAAAACUCGAAGCUGAGAGAUAAUGGAAUGAAAUAGUAUAAAAGCUUGAGGCUGAAAGAAUCCAAAAGGAACUUGAAAGAGAGAAAUAAAAAUAAACCUUACAAGCUGAAGAAUAAAUGCGUUUAUAUAAGAUAAGAUCAAAGUAGUCUCUCGAAUAAAAAUUAUAGAGAGCAUUGCCAAAGAUUUAUGAGGUUGGAUUUAUUUCUAAAGAGCUUAAAAGAGAUAUCAUCUUUUCUCCUAAGAUUCUUUAUACCUAUGCUGAUUAAUGCGAAAUAAAUACUAUGAAAGAGAGAAGCAAAAUGCCUAAGAUUCAGAUUUUAGUUUAAAAUAAUGAAGAAGGAAGUGAAUACGUCUGGGAUCUAGAAAAAUUUUAGAAUAGGUACUACAUAAUUAAAGGUCUUCUUGAUCGUUAUUUCGAAACCAAUUAAAUACCUGAUCUUUAAUAAAACGAAGACCCUUUCUGGGAUCCUCCUGAACCUUUUUUGAUAGGGUAAGGGUUUUUAAAGCUUUUAGGACUAGCUUAUGGUUUAGAUAGUUAGACAUAAAUUACUUUAGUAGGUGAUAACGGUUAAUGUGGAUAUCUGAAUGUUGGAUUCAUUCCAUGUAAUGAAACAGGAGAUGUGCUAUAUGAUGACGAAAAUAACGAAGGAAUGGCUAUAGAAGACCCAAAUGAUCUUCUUAAUCAGAGAUUGGACUUUAAGCUUUUCAUCAAGGAUGGAUCUCUUCCUUAAAACUUUUGCACAGACACAUUUGUAGAAUAUAGUUUACUUGCAUCCGAAAAUUAUAUGGCAAAAUACAAAACAAAAAAAAUUGAAGGAAAGAAUCCUAGCCCAAAUUACAACUAUUCAGUGCAGCAUACUUACACUAAUAUUUAACAAAACGUUAUUAAGUAUCUCAGUAAUAAUACUUUGUAGUUUAAGGUAUUUGGCUUUGAUGAUGCUAGAAUUGAAAAAAUGAAAAGAUCUUAGCAAAAUAGAAAGAACAUCAUGAAUUAAAAAAGAAUGAUUCCUGUUGAAGAAUAAAUGGAAAAGUAAAAAAGAGAUUAGAAGGCUUAAUAAUAGUAAAAUAAUUUCUAAGAAGGAAAACCUCAGAUACUUAAGAUAGAAAAUAAAUUUUAGCCUCAAAAGGUAACUGAAUACAAACCUACUUUAAAGUAAGACUCUUAUUCCUCUGCUAACACUUCUCUUUCAGGUUCUAAGAUAAAUUAAGAAUCUCCAGAAAAAUAAUAAAGUCAUUCAUAUCAACCAAGUAAAAAUAUGUAUCCAUCAUCUAAUGAAAAAGAUAAAUAUAGUGAAGAUUCAUAAAAUAGCAGUCCCGUGAAAAAAAUAAAUUAAAACCCUCCUCUUUCAGCACGUUACAACAACGAUAGAACAAACACUGAACCAAAUGAAAGAAUAAAUUCUUUUUAACCAUAAUAAGAAGGAAAACCCAAUAACUAAAACAAUGAAACAAAAAGAAGGAACUCCUAGGAUGACUCUUCGAUUUCUAAAAAGUAAAAAAAUGAAAGUAAAGCUAAUAAAGGCAAAAAAGGGAAAGACUAAAAUUGCAAUAUUUUUUGA